AUGACUGUACAACAAUUCUACCUUCUAGGAGAGCCCGCGUCCUCUGCGAGAGAUGUCGAUGUCGAAGACACGCUGGCCAUCGAUGAUGUGAAAGACUUGAUUGCAUCUCACUUCGCUAUUGUCAGCCCCAAUGGCAUUGGGUUCCAAUCCAAAGAUGACAAUUUCCUACUCGAGGUCUCAGACAUACUUGCCGCAGGGAGCCCCGUGGCCAUCACCAUCGACGGACACGAGGUGCGCGAUCCACCAGCGCCCAACGGACUUCCGUAUGUUGGCAAUUACUUCGAAGUUUAUCCCGACCACCUCGGAAAUCACCAACGUCUUUUUGAGCAACUUGGACCUUUGAUCAAGACGAGCACCAUGGGACGCACUAUUUACCAAACGAACGAUCCGGAGAUUUCAGCUAUUGUGUUCUCCGAGUCCGAUUUCUUCACCAAAAAGAUCAACGAGGCACAUCCUCUUGCCGCUCUCAAAACACCCGCUGCUGGAGUCUUCUUGGGAGAUACCGAUACACCAGAGUGGAAGGUUGCCCAUAAAUUCCUUCCUCCUGCACUUGGCCCUAAAGCUGUUCGACACUACGCUCCCACGAUGCAGAAGACUGUUGAAGAUGCAUUCCAGGUGUUCGAUGCUUUUGAUCAACAAGGCGAAGCUUGGAAUGUCUAUCAAUAUAUGCUCAAACUCGGGUCACAAGCAGUUGGAAAGCUUACUCUCGGACUGGACUUUGAACACUUUACUUCUCCCGAUGCUCCGCUGCAUGAAAUGGUCCAUCUGAUCGCUGAAAUUCUUUCUCUGAACAAGAAGGUCACCUCCAAAGGUGAUUGGUAUGCCAUGUUACCAUUCGGGGACCCUCAGAAAUUGAAGCGCUCAAAGACUCGCGUGGAAGACUUGGUGGAACAAUCAAUCAAAAACGCUGCGCGAGGGGGCGUUGAAGAUUUGCCUUUACAGGAUGCUGCACUGAAAGCUACAAACAUGGUUGACUAUGCCAUUCGCGCGACGGAUAACAAAGGCGAGAAACUACCAAAGUCAAGCCUCGUAUGGGCACUUGUGGUAGCAACUGGUGCUGGGUUCACCACUACGAGCUCCCUCCUAUCGUGGUUGAUCUAUGGACUUGUCACCUAUCCAGGAAUGCAGGAAAGGCUCCUCCAGGAAUUAAUCGACAAUGACAUUGACGACACCACCGAAAUUACAGCAGAUGUGACCGAGCGUCUUGACUUCCUCGAUAAGUAUAUCAAGGAAACACAGCGACGACACAACCCCUCAUUCCAACCGGGUCGAACUGCCAAGACAGACCUGGUCCUGCCAGGGGGCUACAAGUUACCCAAGGACGCCGUUGUGAUUCCAGCAUUGCAUCACAUCCACAAUAACCCUGCCCUUUGGGACAAUCCAAACAGAUUUGAUCCUGACAGAUGGGACACAGAUGCCGUGAAAUCCAGGCACAAGGCAGCUUAUAUCCCUUUUGCCGCUGGCCCGCGAAUGUGCAUUGGGUUCAAUUUCGCCCUCCAGGAAGUCAAGGUGUUCCUUCCGAAGCUGAUUUAUCGAUACAAAUUCAGUCGAGAGGGAGACGGGCCUAUCGAGUAUGAUCCGAUGUUCCAGUUGAUCAGGCCAAACAAUCUAUAUGUUCGUGCCGAGAGACGAGUCAAAUGGCCCCCCAAGACGGAGAAAUGA
Penicillium cinerascens is the source of this 1662-nucleotide messenger RNA. Its product is annotated as cytochrome P450. Bases 1 to 1662 code for a protein of 553 amino acids. The transcript is spliced from 3 exons. NCBI's taxonomy places the organism in Eukaryota, Fungi, Ascomycota, Eurotiomycetes, Eurotiales, Aspergillaceae. Gene Ontology annotation, molecular function: oxidoreductase activity, acting on paired donors, with incorporation or reduction of molecular oxygen; monooxygenase activity; iron ion binding. The record is from RefSeq and is a predicted model, not a curated record.